AUGAAGAUUGAUACAGGUUUCUAUAAGAAACAGAUAACGCCGACCUAUGACUCAGAUGCCAUCGACAGGUAAAUCGACAAUAUCCGGACUGACUGGCCGAGACUCUCUUCUUUUCAGACUUCGGUACUUUGCCACAGUGCUCAUCCUCGUCUCCUGUGCCGCCUUUAUCAUGGCCAAACAGUACGUGGGCCAAAGCGUUCAGUGCUGGCUGCCAAAGCAGUUCAAGGGCGGAUGGGAGCAGUACGCGGAGACGUACUGUCUCAUCGAGAACACUUAUUACGUCGGAAUGAACGAGACGAAUCUUCCGGCGGCUGGAACUCGCGAAAACAAAGAAUUGAGGUAUUAUCAGGUUCGUAAGGAAGACGGAUGAGUUCUAAUAUCAAAUAGUUCUUCAGUGGGUUCCGUUCAUUCUGCUAGGUUUGGCACUGGUUCUCUACAUCCCGAGAAUCAUCUGGCUGGCUCUGCAAUCAGUCAUCGGAAUCAACAUUUCCAUAGUCACUUCUCACCUCAGAAAGAAUGCCAGAAGUGGGUUCGCCAACGAAAGUGAGGACAUUGAGAAGAAGAGGAGGCAGAUACAGUACAAGAAGAGAAAGUUUGUGAACAAGCAAGGUGAGCCAGAAGGGAGCGGUCAUUCUGUUCAUGGCGUUCCUUCCAGUUGACGGCGAGUUCUGGGGCUCCCGAUUGACAAUUUGUCUUCUGACGACCAAGAUUAUGGCGACGGUCCUGAUUCUCUUGUCAAUGGGAUUCUUGGAUUACUUCAUGGGACUCGGUCCAUUGUACGGGUGGACCAUCACCAAAGAUCUUCUGAGUGGGCGCCAGUGGCAAGAGAGUGGAACGUUCCCGAGAGUCACAUUUUGUGAUUUCCAAGUCAGAGAACUGGGAUAUGUGAACAACUGGUCCCUACAAUGUGUUCUCAUGGUAAUCAAAGUGAAACUCAGACAACACGAGAACUUCUUGCAGGUGAACAUGUUCAACGAAAAGCUCUUUAUCGCUCUCUGGUGGUGGUACGUAGUGUUGGCAGUGCUCUCUAUCAUCGACAUCUUCCAAUUCCUGUUCCGAUUCACCGUUCACCAUCAGAUCUCCUUCAUCUCCAGAAUUCUCACUUGCACCGGCGACACCACAAUCGGCAAAACGGAAGUGGGAGAGUUCGCUAGGAAAGUGCUCAAGAUAGACGGAAUCAAUCUGACCCAUUUGGUUUAUGCGAAUGCGACCAUCUUUGAGGCGGCCGAGUUCUUGAAACCCUUGUGGAUACACUUCAAAUCGGAGCAGCAACACUAG
This is a messenger RNA of Caenorhabditis sp. 36 PRJEB53466, 1278 nucleotides long. Lineage: Eukaryota; Metazoa; Nematoda; Chromadorea; Rhabditida; Rhabditidae. The record is from the annotation of a GenBank genome assembly.